Maniola jurtina (meadow brown) is the source of this 3144-nucleotide messenger RNA. RefSeq lists its product as uncharacterized. The record is from RefSeq and is a predicted model, not a curated record. The coding region runs from base 257 to 3073 and encodes 938 amino acids. The transcript has 5 exons. Gene Ontology annotation, cellular component: nucleus. Lineage: Eukaryota; Metazoa; Arthropoda; Insecta; Lepidoptera; Nymphalidae. Gene Ontology annotation, biological process: DNA damage response; positive regulation of protein phosphorylation; cell population proliferation.
UUUAGGUAACUCUAAAGUCUAACGUAGUGUUUACAUACUCUUUGGGUAACUCCUUAUCAAUUUAAUAAUAGGCAAUUAAAUGAAUAUCUACUAUCUACCAACAAUAAUUAGCUACCCCAGUCAGUGUUUUAUAAUUUUGCUGCGUUACCUAUUUAAUUUUUUUUAAAUUACAAUUACAAAAUGUAAUUUGUGGAGGACGAACUAACCUAACCCUCAUUGAUAUUUUUUUGGAAGUUUUCGUGUGUUUUCUGGCACCAUGGAAAAUGUUUUGAUACAGAAUAAAGUGAAACUUUUAUUUGAAAAGCUUUCCGAUCCCCAAUAUGUUAUGAACAAUUACUAUGCCGACCACUUCUUUACUAAAAUUAAUUGCGCAGAUCCCGAGGUAUCUUUUCUUAAAACAUGGCCACUACUACCGGACUUAAUAAUAGAAGCCCUCAACCAUGCAGGUCAUUAUCACAACACAGUAAAGGUGUUCCUCAUAAGGAUCUUAGGAGUAGUAGCUCAAGGAGAGGUAAAUUUUGCUAAGAUAUUCCCAAAAAAAGGUGACGAAAUUGCUAAAGCAUUCAAUGAGAUUAAUUCACCAAGUAUGGAGUCCAGUUUGAGAGUUGCAUACCUUGAAGUUGCACUUGCUUUAGUAAACCACAACUCUGGAGUUUACUGGCUUUUAGAAAGUGGUGCUUGGAGAGAGAUACUCAGGCUUUGCAAUGAAAAAAGAACAGUAUUUGUAAUUCGACAAACUUAUAAGUUUGCAUCAGCAUUUAUGUGGAAAUUAAACAACAUGGGUGAUGAAGCCAAUGUUAAAUUAGUACUUGUAUAUAUUAUGAGUCCAAUGACAGAGAUUGACUUGAUAAGAAUUGAUUCUAUGACCAGUGAAGAGGAGGAGCUCCAUUGCAAAACAUUUGAGCCAAUGCUACAAAUAUUAUUAGCUAUUUUAAGCAAUGAACAUCAUAUAAAGACACAUAAUAUCAUAAUAGAAUUUAUGCUUAAAGAUUCCAAAGUCCUAACAUACUUCUACAUAAUGCUGGAUAGGUUACGUAGAGAAGAUGUCUGUAUGCUCAUAACUAAAUGCUUUUUUUGGUUAUCAAUAGGCAAAAUAUUUCUUGCUAAGCCUUUAACGGCCAAUGUUAAAUAUGACCGUGAUGAUUUUAUUGAACUUGCAGUUACAUAUUUUAACACAAUACAAUAUUUUAUACAGAGACGUUGUGCUACAUUGAUAUUCGAUUAUUGCAAUGCAUGUAACUUAAUAUGGGACCUUGUCUGGAAGAAUGAUAACCUAGCAAUGUGGGAACACGAUGGUAGGAAAAUUGAAUUCCAGAAGCAACUUCUUGUUAUUUGUCUUGUACCUUGCCUUGUUUAUAUCACCCUUGGGCAGAAUACGCCGGUAACUUCGCCUGACAGAGUCAAUGAUUAUAUUUUCAAAGUAAUGAAUGCGACUUGCGAGCAUACAGCACGUACGGCUUACGCUUUAAGAGAUCUAAUGCUUCAGCUAGAUACACAGUCAGUAACAUUGCAGAGUGUAAAACGACUGACUUGUCUAAAGAAUCAUUUGAAUGAUGACAAAGCAAAUUUAGUCUUUCAAGCACUCUUCUAUGUUCUUAAAGAAUAUGAUCCAAUUGACGAUCAUGGAGAUAUGAAAGAGGAAAUUAACAUACAUGAUGAUCAAGAGAAGGUGCUUGUAAUGACAUAUGUUUUAGACACAUUGCUCUCCCUGGUAAAGAACUAUAAUAUAAAUUGGAAAGAGAGUCUUGAAGUUAUAUGUUUGCACACUGUUGUGUAUAAUAUAUUGAAGAGGUCUAAUCUAUCUUGUAAGUUUGUAGUGACAGCAUUGAACGUUAUAACAAUAACUGUGAAAAAGUUUCUGCCACCCAAUCUCUCUCUACUGAUGGAGUCAAAGCCAGGGUCGACCAUGCACGAGUUGGGAAAACUGAUAUUCAUGAAAAUGCACGACAUGAACUGGGAGGUUCGCGAUUCCGCUCUCGAGCUGCUCUACGUUGUUACUGAUAUUUCUUUUAUAAAAUUUCCACCAUUCCAAAAGCAGAUACUAUCAAAUAGCCUAAUAAACAUGUCAAUGACCAUGGCUUUGAAUGACCACGAGUUCUAUGUGCGGGUAUCUGCUCUGCGCUGCGUGGGCGCGGCCAGCAAGAUGAGUCCGCUGUGGGAGCAGCUGAAGCAGGAAUACCCUAAUAUACAGGAACUGCUUCUAUCGAUUCUCGCAAACAACCCAGAAGGCAUCGUACGCAAAGAGGCAUGCAGUGUUCUAUGCGACGUGUACCAAAACAUUAAAAUGACGCCUGACUUCCGCGCGACUAUUUAUGAUCACAUGGUAUCUGCUGCCCUCAGCGACUUUCACUGGGAGGUCCAAAUAACCGCGCUCAAGUUCUGGAAAAUUGUGAUCCAAUCCUUCCUCAAUGACCAAGGCAUGCUUGACGGUACAUUCCCUCCGGUUACAUUCUCAAGAGAGACACGAAAAAUCGUCUCCCUUAACGAUACUGAAAUCCAAAGACGAUUGUCCAAAACUCUUGAUGAACUCUCUUCCAUUGGAUGUCUUACCGUCUUAGUGAAGUUAUUGCAUGAAGAAACUGAAGUUGAUAUAAUGGAUGCUGCUUUAACACUUUCUAUGGAACUACUAGAUACUCUUGAAAAGUACAGAGUACCAGAAAACUUGAAACCCUGUGAAAAUGAUCCGAAGACAGUAGAUGAAUUAUUAAGACAAAUAAGACUUGAUAAUUUUGUUGCUGUAAAUGGUAAUUUAGAAGACGCACAGAAUUUAGCUAAAUCGGACAAUGUUAUUGAAAGUAUAUUGAGUGCAGGUGACACUAAUUUAUUGGCAGAGAUAUACGAAAGGCAUAUGAGUUUAGAUACCAAUGAAACUGAAACGAAAAAUCAAACGAAACUAUUAAAGUUUGCGUCGCCAUAUCUAUUUGUUACAUUUCUAAAAAGCAAAGAUUUUAAAAAAGUUAUAGAGCAGAAGAAAAAUUGGAAAGAUGGUAUCAAAAGUCUUUCUUCCUUACUAGAUGAUGUAUUGGGCAUUUACGAAGUGAACGAUGAAGUUAAUGCUUUAGAUUGUUAUUGAGAUUAUUUUGGAUAAUAUUUUUAUGUUACUUAUUUUAAGAGGGGAUAUCUUAUAUUAUAUUUUCAUAAAAU